Messenger RNA from Bufo bufo (common toad), 5540 nucleotides. It is a transcript of the gene KDM5B, whose product is annotated as lysine demethylase 5B. The transcript is spliced from 28 exons. Gene Ontology annotation, molecular function: DNA binding; histone demethylase activity. Gene Ontology annotation, biological process: chromatin remodeling. Lineage: Eukaryota; Metazoa; Chordata; Amphibia; Anura; Bufonidae. Gene Ontology annotation, cellular component: nucleus. The coding region runs from base 182 to 4717 and encodes 1511 amino acids. The record is from RefSeq and is a predicted model, not a curated record.
GCCACCCCUACACCGCGGACGUGCACCUCUACCUUGGCUGUGCAGUCUGCGGCCUCUCGUUCUGUCGGUUGGUGCGCGUCGCCCCGCCUCCCUCGUGGACUGCACUCCCGGUGUUACCAGGGGCUUGUGUGCAGACUGUGGUCGGCGACCGCUUCCCUGACCGGGUCUGCUGCCCGGCGAGAUGGAGUUCGUGCCCCCGCCGGAGUGCCCGGUGUUCGAGCCCACCAGAGAGGAGUUUGCUGACCCCUAUGCCUAUAUCAACAAGAUCCGUCCGAUCGCGGAGCGCACGGGCAUCUGUAAGGUCCGGCCGCCGCCGGACUGGCAACCUCCAUUUGCUUGUGAUGUUGAUAAACUUCACUUCACCCCACGUAUCCAAAGACUUAAUGAACUUGAGGCACAAACCAGGGUGAAGUUGAAUUUCUUGGAUCAGAUUGCCAAGUUUUGGGAACUGCAGGGAUGUACUCUGAAAAUACCUCAUGUUGAACGGAAAAUACUGGAUUUAUUUCUUCUAAACAAGUUGGUGGCUGAAGAAGGCGGUUUUGAUUUGGUCUGCAGAGAGAGAAAAUGGACUAAGAUUGCUGUAAACAUGGGCUUUUCAACCGGAAAAGCUAUUGGGUCUCAUAUUCGGGGCCAUUACGAGCGUAUCCUGUACCCCUACAACUUGUUUCAGUCUAGAUCUAGUUUAUUGGCUCCAGAGUCCUGCACCAAAUUGUUCACUGAUGAUAUCUGCUCAGAUAAGAAACCAACUCUUAUUCCUGAUGUUAAAGACAAGGAGUACAAACCUCAUGAUAUCCCCCAGAGGCAGUCUGUUCAGCCUACAGAAAACUGUGCCCGACGGGCUAAACGUAUGCGAGCAGAAUGUGUUAAGGUUAAAAUUGAACCAGAAGAAGCACCAGAAUUAAGACAUCGGACUUUACGCCGAAGGAUGGGGUCUACACCCUCCAUUUGUGAAAAUGAUGAAAAUCAAAUAGUGGUCAAACGAGAGCCUGUAGAACCAGUGAUAGAGAAGCCAAAAUCGAAAUCAAAGAAAUGCCGAAGUCCAGUGGAUUUAUAUGUUUGCUUUCUCUGUGGAAGUGGAACUGAUGAAGACCGACUUCUUUUGUGUGAUGGUUGUGAUGACAGUUACCAUACCUUCUGUCUUAUUCCGCCACUGCAUGAUGUGCCCAAGGGGGAUUGGAGAUGCCCAAAAUGUCUAGUGCAGGAGUGCAGUAAGCCACAAGAAGCAUUUGGUUUUGAGCAAGCAGCUAGAGAUUAUACCCUACGUAUGUUUGGAGAAAUGGCAGAUAACUUCAAGUCUGAUUAUUUUAACAUGCCUGUGCAUAUGGUGCCUACAGAGCUGGUAGAGAAAGAGUUCUGGCGCCUAGUAAGCACUAUAGAGGAAGAUGUAACUGUUGAGUAUGGCGCGGAUAUUGCUUCAAAAGAGUUUGGAAGCGGAUUUCCUGUGCGAGGCGGGAGGUUCCGUGUAAAACAUGAAGAUGAGGAUUACCUGGACUGUGGCUGGAAUUUAAAUAAUAUGCCUGUAAUGGAGGCAUCUGUUUUGGCCCAUAUAACUGCAGAUAUCUGUGGGAUGAAGUUGCCCUGGCUUUAUGUGGGCAUGUGCUUCUCUUCUUUUUGUUGGCACAUUGAGGAUCAUUGGAGUUAUUCAAUCAAUUACUUACACUGGGGUGAGCCGAAGACUUGGUAUGGUGCUCCUGGAUACGCUGCAGAACAGCUGGAGGAGGUGAUGAAGAAAUUGGCUCCAGAGUUAUUUAUUGCUCAACCUGACCUCCUCCACCAAUUGGUUACCAUCAUGAAUCCAAACACUUUGAUGUCUCAUGGUGUGCCGAUAUAUCGGACUAAUCAGUGUGCUGGAGAAUUUGUCAUCACUUUUCCUCGGGCAUAUCACAGUGGCUUUAAUCAGGGCUUCAACUUUGCAGAGGCUGUGAAUUUCUGCACAGUGGACUGGCUGCCUCUUGGUCGCCAGUGUGUGGAACAUUAUCGAGCCUUGAACAGAUACUGUGUGUUCUCUCAUGAUGAGAUGAUCUGCAAGAUGGCUUGUAAAGCAGAAGAAUUGGAUGUUGUUCUGGCUUCCUCUGUACAGAAAGAUUUAGCUAUGAUGAUUGAUGAGGAGCGAAGACUCAGAGAGGCUGUUCGAAAGAUGGGAGUUGUGGAGUCAGAAAAGAUCGAUCUUGAGAUACUAAUUGAUGAUGAACGGCAAUGUGUAAAGUGUAAAACCACCUGCUUCACAUCUGCAGUAUAUUGUCCCUGUAGUCCUGGUGUUCUUGUAUGUCUGCACCAUGUUGACGCUCUGUGCUCAUGCCCGACCUACAAGUAUAAGAUGGGGUAUCGCUACACCCUGGAUGAUUUGUAUCCCAUGAUGAAUGCUGUGACAUUGCGUGCAGAAUCCUAUGAUAACUGGGCUUCUGAGGUUAUUAAUGCACUGAAAUCCACAGGCAGUAAAAAAGGUCUCUCAUGCCUUCGAAAACUUGUAGAAGAAUCGGAGUCAAAGAAAUUUCCUGAAAAUGACCUCCUGCGGCAUUUGCGAGCUGUAGUACAAGAUUCAGAAAAGUGUGCAACACUGGCGCAGCAGCUGCUGAAUGGAAAACGUCACACCAGAUUUCGGUCAGGUGGUGGAAAAUCUCAGAACCAGCUUACGGUUGCAGAACUCAGGUCAUUUGUAAAACAACUUCAGUUAUUGCCAUGUAGCAUCAACCAAACUCCUCAACUGAAGGACUUGUUGCGUCGCGUGGAAGAAUUUCAGGCACGGAGCCAGAGGCUUUUAGCAGCGGAAAUGCCACAAGCUAGUGAACUUCAAGACCUUCUUGAUUCCAGUUUUCAGUUUGACUUGGAAUUACCACUAGGAAGCCUUCGAGAGCGUCUGGAGCAGGCACGUUGGCUGGAGGAAGAGGAGCAAGCAUGCCAGGAUCCAGGGACACUCACAAUAGAAGUUAUGAGACGACUUAUAGACUUGGGUGUAGGACUAGCGCCUCAUACAACUGUGGAGAAAGCAAUGGCCAAACUUCAGGAAUUGCUGACCAUGUCUGAACAUUGGGAUGACAAGUGCAAGAGUCUCCUUAAAACAAGACCACGGCAUGAUCUUGACACUUUGACUGUAGCACUGCGGGAAGUGGAAAAUGUCCCAGCAUAUCUUCCAAGUGUAGAGUCUCUGAAAGAUGCAGUGCAGAGAGCACAAGAAUGGUUGCAGAAGGUUGAGGCUUUGCAGACUGGUUCCAGAGUUCCUGUACUUGACACAUUGGUUGAGCUUGUGAAUCAUGGCCGAGCAAUUCCAGUUCACAUUGGUCCACUGCCAAGACUCGAAGCCCUUGUUAGUGAAGUUCAAGCCUGGACUGAAUGUGCCACAAGCACAUUUUUAACACCCAACUCUCCAUACACUUUGCUGGAGGUUCUCUGCCCUCGAUGUGAUCUAGGCUCUUCAAGCUUGAAAAGAAAAAUGAGAAAAAUAAAAGACCUGCCAGCAGGAAAAAAGAAAUAUCCCAAGCCAGAUGGCCUUCUGGAGUUGGAGAAAGCUUUGACUGAGAGCAAAGACACUGCUACCGCUAUGGCAACUCUUGGUGAGGCCAGACUCUGUGAAAUGGAGUCUUUACACAGUAUGCGGGUCUCUAAUGAAAACAGAAUGUUGUUGAGAGAAGAACAGAGUGACUGGAAAGUGUGUAUUUGUCAGGGUGAACCCAUGGCUCCCAUGAUCCAGUGUGAGCUAUGCCGUGCUUGCUUCCACACUGGCUGUAUAACUGCUCCAAAGCACGGAUCACUACUCUGGCUAUGUCCACAGUGCCAUCGCUCUAAAAAACCACCUCUGGAAAAAAUUCUCCCUCUUCUGGCAUCAUUACAACGCCUGCGUGUUCGGCUGCCAGAGGGAGAUGCAUUGCGCUAUCUGAUAGAGAGGACAGUCAAUUGGCAGCAUCGGGCACAGCAUAUGUUGUCUUCUGAAGAGCUAAAGCUUGCACAGGAGAGAGUCAGUUCAAGUCAGCUGUACAACAGAUGGCAAGCAACAGCUGGGCAGCUUUCAGAUACUUGCAAUGUAUCACAGAGUGUUGGGGCCACAUCCUUCUCUUUGUCUCAUGAAUGGGACAACAGGACCACUUAUGUCCAGUCUCCAUUUUCUCCUGGACGCAACUGUAUUCCACUGAACAGUCUAAGUGCUGAAUUGGACGAGUUACUUAUGGAAGCUCAGCUUCUACAAGUCUCACUUCCUGAAGUACAUGAACUUUAUCAGGCUCUUGUGACCCUGCCAAACAACCUGGCUGGUGAGAGUAACACAACAGGCGCUGGGAAAGAGAAGACCUCCUGUAAGCAGCAGGGAACAGAAUGGAAUACAACCCGUUCUGAGGUUGUAUCCUGCUUAAUGAAGAAGGAAAGGACUGAAUGCACAGACAAAAAGCUGAAAAGGCGUCAUGAGGGCACUGAUGGUAGAAUGAAGAAAGCAUCUGCUCCACGUAAGAAGAGAGUGAAAUCCUUGCAGUCCAAAGACCUGUGCAGCAGAGAGCAGCGCCUAGAAAUCUGUGAUAGUGACUCCUUAUGUUCUUUUACAUCUGAAUCUGAGGAGGAUGAUGCAGUUUGUCCUGCAGACCUCUGUAUGGAGCCUGAAGGUGAUGAGGUGGACUGGGUACAGUGUGAUGGAAGUUGUAAUCGCUGGUUUCACCAGGUCUGCGUUGGUGUUUCUGCAGAAACAGCUGAGAAAGAGGAUUAUGUGUGCACUCACUGCAGUGAAGUGAAAUAAGAGCUGGACCCCCUUCUUCCCUCAGUGAAUCAAGACUGUAUUCCCCUACCCAAGUACUGGGUAGGAUUGAUGAAAACAAUACUCAACAGGAGCUUUAGGAUUCCUUUUACUUUCCUUUAGACACAUGCCUGGUUUCCUUUCCAGAUCCGGCUCUCAAUGGUGCUUCUCAGACCCUGUAAAAUCCAUUGCUCCUUCCAGGGAACCCGGACUUCACUGAAAUAUGAGUUGUUUUGUUUAAUUUUCUCAACUCGGAGGCUGUUACAGAUCGGCUGGUUUCCUGGCACCAUUAGCUUGUUAUGGGUUGUUUGGUAUCUGAAGAGAAGCUUUUGUCCUUUUUGUACCUCAUAAUUAGGGGUUGCAGGUCUGUGUAGUAUACAAUGGAGUCUAUAUUAAUUCUUUCACUUGGGGUGAGGUACCAAGAUUUGAAGUUUCAGUUCCAUUUAAGACCAUACAGUUUCUGUGUUUUCUUUUUGUGUAGGAAAGUUUUCCUGAGCAAUAACUUUGGUUUUGUUUCUUUUCUGAAUUCCAAAACUCAAAUCAGAUGCUGAACCUUUUGCUCUAAAAUAAUAGCCCUUUCCAAAUGAGGGUCUUGUACAGAAAUGUUGGGUGAGUAGGUGCUUAGGGCACCCAGGGUGUUAGACAUAGCAAACUGAGCUGUAUGUCAGCUUUCCUUAAAUCCCUAUUAAUUAUUAUUUCUUGUUUGUUUUUGGCUUUUCUUGUAGCUUGUAUUAAAUUUUGCAGUUUAUAUUGUGGAAUAAAAAUCCUUCGUUAUAACAGAAAAAAAACUCCUUUUACUGUUCCUAAUUGCAACAUAAGUAGUUUG